AUGAUUUCCGUUCUCAAAGCGAAAUUCGGACGGACUGACAAAGAUGAUCUUGGUCGGGCCAGUUGGACGUUUUUACACACAAUGGCUGCUUAUUAUCCCGAUAAACCAACGGAUUAUCAAUCGAUUCUAGGAAAUUCUUUUCUCUUUUGGAUGUGUAAUCUUCACAAUAAAGUGAAUAAGAAAUUAAGUAAACCAUUAUUUGAUUGUUCCAACGUUGAUGAGAGAUGGUUAACUGGUCCACCCAAUGGAAAAUAUUUUCUUUUCUUUUUCUUUCUUGUUACAAGUUCAUCAUCAUCAUCAUCAUCAUGGAAUUGGCUCUGGAAUUGGAAUGAGAAUGAUAAUCAACCAAAACCAAACUCGAUACUUGAUUUACCCAAAAGUCCAAUAAUUUUAGUUCCAGGAGAUGGUGGAAGCCAAUUAGAUGCUAAGGUGGACAAACCCUCGGUGGUUCAUUAUAUUUGCCAACAGAAAACCUCAGAAUAUUUUACUCUUUGGUUAAGUCUCGCUGAUUUGGUUCCUUAUGUGAUCGAUUGUUGGGUUGAUAAUAUGAGAUUAAUUUACGAUCCAAUUACCCGAACAACUUCCAGUCCACCCGGUGUGACGAUCAAAGUUCCCGGUUUCGGUAACACUUCAACCGUUGAAUAUGUUGACCCAAGUCAAGUUUCAAUCGCAGGUUAUUUCAAUGUCCUUGUGGCCGAAAUGGUCAAAAAUGGUUACAAACGAGGUGUAAAUAUCCGAGGGGCUCCUUAUGAUUUCCGAAAGUCACCACUUGAAUUGGAUUCGUUUUAUGUUAACUUUAAAUCGCUGAUCGAGGAAACAUAUGAGAUUAAUGGCCAACGGAAAGUGAUCGUGAUCUGUCAUUCGCUUGGAUGUCCAACUAUGUUGUACUUUUUUAAUCGUCAAAAGUUUUACUGGAAAGACAAAUAUGUGAAAUCAUUUGUCACAUUGGCCGGUGCUUGGGGUGGGGCAGUUAAGGCGUUGAAGGCUUACACUUCUGGGGACAAUUUCGGUGUUCUAACGGUAACCGCACUCACCAUACGAAAAGAAGAGCGGACUUUUCCAAGUUUAGCUUAUCUUUUACCCUCUUACCAUUUCUGGCCCGAUUCAGAGGUGCUCGUCUCAACGGGUGUUAAAAACUAUACCAUCGGUGAAUUUGGUCAAUUUUUUAGAGACAUUAAUUAUACAAGCGGUUACGAAAUGUGGUCUGAUACCAAAGAUUUAACUCAAUCCAUGGAUCCACCCGGUAUAACAAUCCAUUGUCUUCAUGGAAUCGGUUUACCGACAAUGUCAUCACUGGUCUACGAUUAUCAACAAUUUCCUAAUCAUGAUCCAAUUGUGACCACUGGCGAUGGCGAUGGGACAGUUAACCUUGAAUCGCUUAAAGGUUGUUUAAGGAUGAAAGGGAAACAAUCUAAGGACGUUAAUUAUGCGACAUUCAAUGGGGUUGAUCAUAUGUCUAUCAUGUCCGAUUCAAAAGUAAUUAAUUAUCUUAAAUCAAUCUCCAUUUACGAUCCUGUUGAGGAACAAUUAACUUGGUGGGAAACAAUUUGGGGUGGAAUUAAUAAUGGCUGGGAUAAUAUUUUCCAAUCUAAUGAGAGGAAACGAUUUACACAGUAAACGAGUUUAUUCAAUUUUCGUCCAUGGAAAAAGUUGUCGCUCUUUUUGUUAUGCUAACACAUGAAAAUAUCAAAUAACAAUUACAAUUGAUUGUGAAUUGGAAUGUAUAUUAAAAAGAGAGAAAGAGGAAGAAUAAUUUAUGAUUAUGUUAAUAAUCACACGUUUUGUGAAGAAAGAAAAGAAACAAUUUAAUUAAUAAAUAAAUUUAAACUUAAUUUAAA
Messenger RNA from Panonychus citri (citrus red mite), 1838 nucleotides. Its product is annotated as phospholipase A2 group XV-like. Gene Ontology annotation, molecular function: thiol oxidase activity. The transcript is spliced from 4 exons. Bases 1 to 1617 code for a protein of 538 amino acids. Gene Ontology annotation, biological process: lipid metabolic process. The record is from RefSeq and is a predicted model, not a curated record. Lineage: Eukaryota; Metazoa; Arthropoda; Arachnida; Trombidiformes; Tetranychidae.